Panicum hallii is the source of this 584-nucleotide messenger RNA. RefSeq lists its product as uncharacterized. Bases 159 to 362 code for a protein of 67 amino acids. The record is from RefSeq and is a predicted model, not a curated record. The transcript is spliced from 3 exons. Lineage: Eukaryota; Viridiplantae; Streptophyta; Magnoliopsida; Poales; Poaceae.
AGCCCAUAAAUGGCUAGCCCAUUCAGCUCACGAGAGAAACAACAAAAGCCGCGGCCUCCCUCGGUCAGGUCAGCCUCCCCCGCAUCCCACCCUCUCGCAGUCGCAGAUCCCCACCCUCUCCGCCGCCGGCCACCGCGUCGCGACCCUCGACCGCCAGGAUGACAGAAGCACCAUUUCUGCCGCGUGAGAGGCUCUUCAAGCAGCAGAAUUACUUCCAGAACUUGACCAAGCACACCUACCUGAAAGGGCGCUACGAUGUGAUCACCUCUGUUGCCAUCCCCCUUGCACUUGCUGCCUCCAGCAUGUUCAUGAUUGGUCGUGGAGUUUACAACAUGUCUCACGGGAUUGGGAAAAAGGAGUGAACUUCCGCAGGUUAACUAGUAUCUCUAAUUGGGCAUGGAAGUAAUACCAUCCAGGCUAUGAACUCUUCUUUGAUUGCAAAAUAAUACUGUCAAAGAACAAUUCAACUACAUUUCCGCUUCAUUUUCUGUUUGUAUUUGUGGAUAUAUACUGCCAGCUACUUGAAGGUCAGCGUUAUCGCUGUUUCAGUUAAUUGCACCAUUCCUUUCCUCCUUUGUGUUUCA